Pyrgilauda ruficollis (rufous-necked snowfinch) is the source of this 1914-nucleotide messenger RNA. RefSeq lists its product as uncharacterized. The annotation marks the transcript as partial. The record is from RefSeq and is a predicted model, not a curated record. The transcript has a single exon. NCBI's taxonomy places the organism in Eukaryota, Metazoa, Chordata, Aves, Passeriformes, Passeridae.
ACAGUGCUGAGCUCCCUGAAUUCCUCUGGCAGCUCAGCAGACUGGGAUGGGCUGCCUGUGUUUUCCCACCUGUCAGCACCUGCUUCCAUGAGGAACAGCAGUCUCUACGAGCUGCUGCAGGUGGGCAGAGCUGCUUCCAGCCAGCCUGAGUGGGGACACUUCUCCCGGCUGUGGCGUGCCACUGGCAGCAUGCUGACCUCCAAAUGGAGCCUAACAGAAGUGGGUGAAUAUGUGGAACUCCUGCAAAUGAUGAAGAAAGCUCUAAUCCUCGUGGACCUUGGGGUAGCUCCUGGAAAAGCAUUGGUGCAUCAGAUUUUUAGUAAUUCUACUGAAGAAAUUAAAUUCUCAGAUCUGAGUGAUUUGUAUAGUUCAUUAAAACUCUUUUUCAGUUCAAGUUCUGCCACAGACAGCACACUGGACUUGGAAAGAAUAUUUCAAGAAAUACUUCCUCUGUAUGAAGGGAGUGAUGAAGGACUGUUCUACUCUAAUCCCUAUGGAAAAGAAAAUCAAGAUGUUCUGACUAUGGCUGCAGUGAUUUGGAAUGAGAUCAUUUUAAACAGGACUCAUUUUAAUGCAGAGAAUGCAUGGGAGGUUAUCAAAAUGCUUGCACUCGAUGCAAUCUCGCUUGAAGACAUUGAAAAUUAUCUCAGCACAAAUGAGAAAGUGUCAUCAUUAUUUUCUGACUUCUUGUUGACCCCUGAAACUUCUGAAAAUUUUGUAGAACACCUUCUGUCCCUUGAGAAACUUCUUGGUGCCAUGGCAAAGGUGAAUACCAGUGAUCAUUAUCUGCUGAUCUCUUCUUUGUCUGAGCUAAUGCAGAAGCUCCUUCCUGGAAGGCAGGAAAAUGAACUUGACGCUUUCUGGCACGUUGCUGAAGGUCUCCAGUCAUUGAACUGGAGUAAUACAGACAGUCUCACUGCCCAGUCACUUCUAGACAUGCUGCAAAAUCUGCUAAAUACAAUGGAAAAUGACUCCAGUCUUCCUUUCAGUAAGGAACUGAAGCAGCUGCUAAACUUUGCAUCCUCCAUCUUUGAGCUGUAUGAUGAAGAAGACUCCAGGGGAAACAACAUCUCCAUGUACUUGCAGGCCCUGCAGAGAGGUAUCUUAACUUUGAAAGGUUUGCAGAAAAGGUAUAACAUCAGUGAGCUUGAAUCUCUCAGCCUGUUACUUGACUCUUACAGUAACUAUACCCCGAGACUGAUGGAAAUGUGGGGAGCAGGAAUGAAAGUUCUUCAUGACACCAACUUAAACAAAACAUUUGAGGAAAAAAUGGACGUUGUCUACAAUUUCUCACGUUUGCUGCUGCAAGAAUUCAGCCAGUCUCCCUCACAGCACAAUAACUCACUACAGGCAAAAAUUUGGGAUUUCUUGCGAUCAGCCUUGGAUCCUUUCCUUGAGCACAGCAGCAAUGGCUAUAGGACACUCCAGAACUGCUCCUUUGAAGAUGUGCUUGGCAUAGGCCUUGAGGUGCUGUUUGAAAAUGCCACUCUAAGGGAGUCCUCAGCCAGGAGCCCCUGCAGGCCCCUCUUGGAUUCCUUGGCCGUGGAGGGUGGGACAGGGAGCAAUGACACCUUUACCAGGGUGUUCCAGCUGGCCAUAAGCAACCUGAAACUGUCCCCAGAGUUUGCUGCUGCCUACAACAACAGCAGGGAGAGCUUUUCCAAGGAGCUGUCGUGCCUCACGCGAGCUCUGCGUUUGUCUCUGAGUUUCCUCUCCAAGUUAAACCUUGUCUCUGAGCUGGGAAACUCGUGGCUCCAGGAGAAGGUGAGAGCUCUGAGUGCAGCCACGGAGGGGCUGGUGCAGGGUGAUGCCUCGUGCCCCAUCCCAGCCCAGGAUGUGGGUGAUGUGUCCCCAUCCCAGCUUCUGAACGUGCUCCUUCCUGCCCUGCUGAAUGAAACAGUGCUGAGCUCCCUG